Molecule: messenger RNA, 900 nt
Organism: Coprinopsis cinerea okayama7#130
Lineage: Eukaryota; Fungi; Basidiomycota; Agaricomycetes; Agaricales; Psathyrellaceae
Product: protein kinase subdomain-containing protein PKL/ccin3
Exons: 3
Coding region: 1-900 (299 amino acids)
Source: RefSeq, a predicted model, not a curated record
AUGACGCUCAGAGCCUCGCCCUCUUUCCCUGGCGCCGUCUGGUUUCAGCAAGAUCGGGCGCAACCAGCCCCUGCCACAUGGGGACCGAAGGAUCCCUCGAACUUUGACGGAACCCUCGAGCUUUGCCUCGUCGAACGCAUCUCAGAGGGCCGAAUCGGCGUAACCUACACUGCAGGCGUCCUCUCUGCUGUGAGUCUCAACGGCCGUGAUGUCCGGUCAUCACUACCGUCCACCACCCUUUGCCUCAAAUUCGCAAAGCCAGAAUUCAGUCGUAGCCUGGCGCGAGAGGCUUGGUUCUACGAGCAACUGUCGUCUCUCCAGGUUUGCAUUCGAGCCUUGGAUGGAGUCGACCGGGAGGUGUUGUUCGAGGAUACAGACACGAUCCCAGACAACAUGGACCAAUAUCCUUCCGCGGACUGGCUGACCGACGACGUACCCGAAAACGACGACCAAGAGAUAUACGAAAACCGGCCUUCCAAACUGGAUUCACCCUGGUCCGAAUGGAACCAGGAUCAUGACGCCAAACCAACGAUCUCUGUUCUCGUUCUCGAGCUGCUCGGCGAGCCCUGUACCGGAUGGAAGACUAAAGCAGACAAGUUUGCGUUUGUGGCAGGCAGGCUAAGUAUCAAGGAGGUCAUGGAUGAUUUGGCUGAACUUGGCGUGAUGCACGACAACCUCACUCCUUGGAACACACUCGCGUUCAAGCCCUCUCCGCAUGGUGAGGAGGCUCGUCUAUGCCCUCGGCACAAGGUCGUGCAUCCCUGGAGGAUAAUCGAUUUCGACCGUUCGACAAUGGCAGAUCCUAACAACCUGAACGAAUACGGCAGGCGUAUGUUUACCGAUACGCAAUACAUAUUGGAUAACAUCGCGGUGGAAUUUGAAUUUUGGGCGUGGCAGUAG